GGGCUCUGAGGGAAUUGGCGCGCAUGCGCGGGGCUGGGCCGUGGGGUGCCCCGCGGGGGGGGACGACGACCGGUCCCGGCCCCGUGUCUGCCGAGGGGCCGGUGCCGACGUUUGCCCCCCGUCUCCUCCGCCUCGCUCGGCAUUCCCGGCGGGACCCGCCUGCCCCUCGCGGUUUUCCUGCGGGUCGCUGGGAGCUCCGGCGGGGAAAUGGGGCGAGGGAGCCCGGUCCUCCGGUUCCACCCGCCGCCGUCUGUCGCCAGUGGGGUGUGCGGCCUCCCUUGGGGGACCGAAGCGCGGAGGUGCCGGUGGAGUCCCGGGAGGGGGGCUGCAGAAAAGCAACGCUUGGCCGCGAUCCCGCGAGCAUGUGCGAGUACCUAGAGAGUGACCGAAGUGUUGAUGACGUGGGGCUGCCAACUGGCAGGAUACAGCGAGAGAAAAAGCGCUCUUACAAGGAUCUGCUGCAAGAGGAAGACGAGAUAGCAACUCAGGACAGUGAUCUUUUUCCGGGGACAGAACCUCACAAAAAGAAGAGAAAGCACUCCUCAGAUGAGUUCUGCUACAGAGGUGUUUCGCCUUUGGAUCUACCAUCAAAGAAGAAGAAAAAAGCAGUUUCUAGCCCAUCCUCAGCUGAUACAACCAUGGAUUUACUCAAGGCUAUCACCUCACCUUUGGCCACAAGCUCAAAGUCUUCAAAGAAGACCUCUGAAAAAUCAUCUUAUUCUUCCUCUGGCCAUUCUGAAAGCAAAAAGGAGCACCACAAGAAGAAGCUGAGUGGGAGCAGUGGGGAGCACUCAGUGGAUGAUGGCAGCUUCCACAAAUCUAAAAAAAUGAAACCUCUCUAUGUGAACACAGAGACACUUACUCUUCGUGAACCUGAUGGCUUGAAGAUGAAGCUCAUCCUUUCACCGAAAGAGAAAAGUAGUGCAGCAGAUGAUGAUUCUUUCUCCUACUCUUCAGCACCAGCAGCUGCAAAGAAAUCUUCAAAGAAAUCGGCUCGAGAUGAGCAAGGCUCAUUCCUGCUGGGUCAUGAACUGCAGAGCUUCCUGAAGUCAUCCCGGAAGAAGCACAAACCGCCGCCGGACUCACAUCCACCUUCUGAGAAUUUUGGUGCUGACACCUCCCUUUUUUCAGAGGGCCAUGGGAGCGAGUAUGAGAUUUCAGGUGUGGAGGCACCGCCAGAAUCUGGUUCCUCUUCUGGUGGGGAGUUGGAGGCUGGAGAGCUAGUGAUAGAUGACUCCUACCGUGAAAUCAAAAAGAAGAAGAAGUCAAAAAAAAGUAAGAAAAAAAAAGACAAAGAGAAACACAGAGAGAAGAAGCACUCUAAGUCUAAAAAGAGUUCUGGGCACGGUCCUGUGGCAGUAGCUGAAGUGUCACCACCACCUCCUCCCAGUACCCCCUAUGUUCUUCCUCCACCUCCUCCUGCUGCUUUUCACUCAGAUGGUCAAGGUGAGAAGAGAAGGAAAAAGGAAGAAAAGGAGAAGGACAAAGCUGAGAAAUGGGAAAAGGAAAAGGAAAGAGAAAAAGAAAAGGAAAAAGAAAGAGAAAAAGAAAAGGAAAAGGAAAGAGAAAAAGAAAAGAGGAAAGGAAGAAAAAAAGAAAGAAAGGAAGAAAAGGAAAGAGAGAAAGAAAAGGAAAAGGAAAGAGAGAAAGAAAAGGAAAGAGAAAAAGAAAAGGAAAAGGAAAGAGAAAAAGAAAAGGAAAAGGAAAGAGAAAAAGAAAGAGAAAAACCAAAGAAGAAAAACAUGUCUGCCUAUCAAGUGUUCUGUAAGGAAUAUCGUACAACUAUUGUGUCUGAGCACCCUGGAAUAGAUUUUGGAGAGCUAAGUAAAAAACUGGCGGAAGUGUGGAAGCAGCUACCUGAGAAGGAUAAACUGAUCUGGAAACAGAAAGCUCAGUAUCUCCAACACAAGCAAAAUAAAGCAGAAGCCACCACUGUGAAGAGAAAGGCAUCAUCUUCAGAUGGGGCACCAAAAAUAAAAGCUUCUCCAACAGGAGUGAUUUCCCCUCAUAAGAAAUCCCCCACCAGCACUGUGGUGGUGUCUUCCUCACCAGCCAAAGUCCCUGAGACAGAUCCUAUUGAUGUAGCUGCACACUUACAGUUGCUGGGUGAAUCUCUGAGCCUUAUUGGUCACAGACUGCAGGAAACAGAGGGAAUGGUGGCUGUUUCAGGAAGUUUGUCAGUACUUCUAGAUUCAAUCAUCUGUGCUUUGGGCCCGUUAGCAUGUCUGACCACACAACUACCUGAGUUGAAUGGCUGCCCUAAGCACGUUUUGUCAAACACUCUAGACAACAUCGCCUACAUCAUGCCUGGACUUUGAUGGGAAAGGAUCCUGGGAUGUACUCAACCUCUGCGUAACUGACUUGUGUACAUAUGCACUACGCCGGCACUCCCAAUGGGCUCCGUGUGUAGGGUUUUAAAGUUUUAUAUCUGUAUAGUAUAUACAUAGGAUUGUAACUAUUUGACUUCUAUUUUAUGAAAAGUUGUGAAGUUAAGCUGAGAAAACCCUUUUGUGUUGGUGAGUGAAAUGUCCUCCAAUCUGAAAGUAUUUUGUAUGAAGAAUUCAGAAAGCUUUUGAGAUACUCGCCUUAAAUUCAGAUCCUUUGGGGGGGGAAGCAGCCAGAGAAUGGACUUCUCGAUAUAAAGAAAAAACGUCACCAUGAGAAGGGUCAUUGAAACAGGUGGCUCAGAGGGGUUGUUGACUCUCCAUCCUUGGUGAUAAACUGAAUGAUAGGCCUGCUCUAGUUGGACUUCCUUUAAGCAGCAGGAUGGACCAGAUGACCUCCUGAUAUCCCUUCCAAACUAAAGUAUUCUGAUAUUCUAUGGGCAGGUAGAGAUGAUGAUAUAUUUUGGACCAAAGAAUAGAACUGAACUCUUCACCAGCCCUGUUUCUAACUGAUUUUCAGUUUAAAAUCUACUGCGUGAGGGGAAAGCUGGAUAGCUGAUCAAAGAUACAGAGGCCUUUGCCUCUUGGUCACUUCUUCCAACCCCCCCUCUUCAGUCAGUAAUAACUGAAAGUUGUCAGCGUCAGCUGGCUGGUCUGGUAGCUGGCAUUUGAAGUAAAGUGGAAGAUGACAACAAAUUUAAUCUUUUCCUGUGGACUUGCACCCAAAUCAUCAUUGGCACGAUACAUCAACCAACUGCAUUGGCUUGAGAGAAUGAACCUCCUGCUGAUUUUUCCAGGGCAUGGUCAGCCUGCUUUGAUGGAGAGGAGCAUGGAAGCAGAUGGGAAAAACUGGGAUUGCUUCUGCCCAUCUUGCACCUGUUUUGUGAACAGACAAUUUUGGUUUCUGAGAUCGCUCAUCCCCCAUCCCUUUCACCAGCAGUAUCGAAAGAGCCGUGGUGCUGCUGUGAGGCAGUGACUAAUGACCAGUUUGAAGCAGUUACGGCUGAGUAAGGCACAUGUGGGUUGAUUGGACCGAUUCCCCUUCCUUCCAGCCACAUACUUGGUGUUUGGUUUUCUGCUCCUCUAGAAGAGGAGCCGCAGGAGAGCACUUGAUUCUCAUAUAAGCUUUUGUGUGUCUGUAUGUACGUGUAUGUGGUGUUCAUAUCGUAUGUAUUUAACUUUUACCAAUAUCUGUAACAGAUUUUAAUUUAUCCUGUAUAUUUCUCUGUGUGUGUAUAUAUAUAUAUAUACAUAAUUUAAAAGCAAAAAUCCCUCCCUCCACCCAACAGUGUGUGGAAAAUACAAAUCAAGUUUGCCUCACCCCACUUCCUGCAGGAAUCAGCUAUAUGCAUAGUAGUAAGCAUUGGCAUUGUAUGGGGAAGCACCAGGAAGUUUUUAAGUGUCUGUAGAAACAGGCUAUCUUGUGAAGGUAGGUAGAACAACUGAAAUAUCAUUUGACUCUAGCGUUUCCAGCCCUAUAAUUUAAAAAUUUUAAAAUGACAGAAGAGCACUUUUUUACUUCCAAUCUGAAGUCUAGCUUCUGUUUUUCAGGGCAGUUGAAAGUGAGCUGACCCUUAUUGUGGUUGAGCCCCAAAUCACACUUAAAUCCUCAGGUGUGCAGGAUGGUUUUUCUCCCCGUUCCUCUUUACCAUGUAUUCCCCAGCUGUGCCUGCACAAGGUAGUCUGUCUCUUACAGAGCUUUUCUCAGUGCACUGUUAGGUUUUUCUUGGUCAGUGGAGGAGGCAGAAGGUUCUCAGACCACCAUGCAAGUUCCCAACCCAAGUGUCAGACCAGAGCAUACGUGUUUUAACAAUACAUCACUAAUCCCAGUGAGCCUGGAAUUGGGAAGGGCCCAGGAGGGAGGCAGUCUCACCCUGCCUCAGAUCCUGACCUGUACUAAAGCAUCCGCUGUUGGGAGCGGCACAAAAUCCGUGGCUCUUUCCAGCCCUUUACAAUUGAGAGCAUCAUGGUGAAGGGAUAGAUCUGCUCUCUAAGGAACAGAAGGGGAUCAGCUUUAGCUUUGUCAUCUGUACAAUGGAAAACUCUUGAAGAGUGAAAAACACACACAACCCUGGUGUAUUGUAUUUUUAUUAAAAUUUGUACACUUUGUAUAAUCUGUAUCUUGUGGUAUUUGGUACUAGAGGGAAAACUUUGGCAAGACUUAGCAGUUUUUAUAUUUUUGUUAUUUCUUUGCUGUUUGAUCCAGAUUACAUUACAAUUAUACAGCGAAACCUUUUUGUACUGUACUUACAAUAUAAUUUUUUUUAACA
Aquila chrysaetos chrysaetos is the source of this 4654-nucleotide messenger RNA. RefSeq names its product HMG-box containing 4 (gene HMGXB4). The transcript is spliced from 10 exons. Bases 24 to 2318 code for a protein of 764 amino acids. NCBI's taxonomy places the organism in Eukaryota, Metazoa, Chordata, Aves, Accipitriformes, Accipitridae. The record is from RefSeq and is a predicted model, not a curated record.